AUGAAAAAAUUAACUUUCAUCUUCAGCCUAUUGGCUCUUGUUGCACAUUUUACGCCCAGUGAGAAUCAAAGUGUUCCCAGGGGACCACAUCUACCCAGAGAGCAACCAUCAUCUCCUCUACCCUACAAGUCAAGAAGAGUUUUAUCUUCUCUUUCUCCUCCCAAUGGUCCAGGACUUGUUAGACCACCACCUCAUCUUGGUCCUCGAGGGCACGUGCCACCUCCUCUUCCUCUUGGGAGAAAAGGGCAAGCUGCACCUCCUCCUGGUAUGAAAAGGCGCCCUCUUCCACGUACUCCUCCUGGUACAAAAGGGCGCCUUCCACAUCGUCCUGCACCUGCUCCUUCUCCUGGCACAAAAGGGCGCCUUCCACGCCCUCCUUCCCCUCCUGGCACAAAAGGGCGCCUUCCACGCCCUCCUUCUCCUGGCACAAAAGGGCGCCUUCCACGCCCUCCUUCUCCUCCUGGUACAAAAGGAUGCCUUCCACCCCGUCUUACUCCUGGUACAAAAGGGUGCUUUCCACUCCCUCAUUGUCUUCCUGGUACAAAAGGGCACUUUCCUCGCCCUCGUUAUCCUCCUGGUACAAAAAGGUGCCUUCCACCCCAUCUUCCUCCUGGUACAAAAGGGUGCUUUCCACCCCCUCAUUGUCUUCCUGGUACAAAAGGGUGCCUUCCACCCCCUCCUCCUCCUGGUACAAAAGGGUGCCUUCCACCCUCAAAUAAAACAAUCACAACAGCUACAACCACUAUUACUAACAUUAUAAAACCCAUCACCAUCUCAAGAGAAAUCAUCACUUCCACAGAACUCACCACAACAGCAGCCUUCAGUUCUACAGAGCCCACCACUAUAGCAAUCACCCUCACUUCCACUAUACCCACCACUACAGUAACAGCCACCAAUUCCACAGAACCCACUACCAUAGCAACAACUGUCACUGAUACAGAAUCCACCAACACAGCAACUAUCACUUCAACAGAACCUACCACCACAAUAGCAACUAUAACCACUUCCACAGAACCCUACACUACUUUCACAGAAUCUACCACAAAAACCAUCAUUACUUCUACAGAACCCAACACAAUAGAAACCACCACCAUUUCCACAGAGCCCACCAAUAAAACAGCAAGCAUCACAUCCACAGAGCCCUUCAUUGCAGCAAGCACCACUACUUCCACAGAAUCCACUAACACAGUUAACAUCAUCACUACUCCAAAAUCCAUCAGAACAGCAACCAACAGAGCUUCCAAUGAACUCAACACCACAAUAACCGCUGCCACUUCAAAUGAAUCUACUACCACAACAGGAAACACCACAAUGUCCACAGGUUCCACCUCAGCCACCAUCAUUAUUUCCACAGAACCCACUACCACAGCAAUCACUACCACUUCUGCAGAACCUGCGAUUCUAGCUACCAGCACAUCCACAGAAUCCACCACCUCAACAACCAUCACCAGUUCAAUUGAACUUACCACCACAAUAGCAACUCCUGUCUUUUCCACAGAACCCUAUACGACUAUCACAGAAUCCUCCACAACAAGCAUCAUGACUUCCACAGAGCCCACCACAAUAGAAACCACUGCCACUUCCACAGAACCCACCAAUAAAACAGCAACUGUUUCUGCCACAGAGUCCACUACAGCAACCAUCACCACUUCAACUGAACCUACCACUACGACAGCAAACAUUACCACUUCCACAGAACUCUAUGCCACUUCUACAGAAUCCAUCACAGCAGCUGUCACUACUUCCACAGAACCUUCAGCAACAGCAACGAUCACCACUUCCACAGAACCCUAUAUCACUUCCACAGAAUCCACCACAGCAACAGUCAUUACUUCCACAGAACCUACCACAAUAGCAACAACCAUCACUUCCACAGAACCCACCACCACAAUAGCAACCAUCACUUCUGUAGAGCCAACCAUCACAGCAACCACAACCAUUUCAACUGAAACUACCACCACAACAAGAAACACCACAGCUUCCAAGGAAUCUGUCACCACAGCAACAGUCAUCACUUCUUCAGAACCCACAAUCACAACAACCACUGCAACUUCAAGUGAACUGACCACCACCACAGCAACCACCACCAGUUCAACAGAAUUUACACCAACAAAAGCAAUCAUGACUUCCACAGAACCCAUCACCACAGCAACCGUGACCGUUUCAACUGAACCUACAACCAGAACAGCAAACCAGCAAGAAUCUACCACAACAGAACCCACCUCUGCUUCCACAGAACCCUAUACCACUAUCACAGGAUCCAUCACUGCAGCCAUGAUUACAACCAUAGAACCCACUGCAACAGCAACCAUCACUUCCACAGAGACCAUCACCACAGCAACUACCACCAAUUCAACUGAAACUACUACCACAACAGCAACCACCACAACUUCUACAAAACCCAGUAACACCACAGCAACGACCACCAAUUCAACUAAAUCUACACCAGCAAAAGCAACCAUCAUUUCCACAGAGCCCAUCACCACAGCAACUGCCACCACUUCAACUGAACUUACCACCACAACAGGAACCACCACAACUUCCACAGAAAUCAUCACCACAGCAACAACCAUCACCUCUACAGAAUCCACUACUGCUGAACACAUCACCACUUCCACAGAACCCUAUACCACAUCCACAGAAUCCAUCCCAGCAACUACUAUUACUUCCAUAGAACCCACCACAAUAGCAACCAUCACUUCCACAGAGCCCACCGCUAGAGCAACAAGCACUACUUCAACUGAAACUAACACCACAAAAGGAAACACCACAACUUCCAAGGAGCCUGUCCCCACAACUACAAUCAUCUUUUCUUCAAAAUCCACAACCACAGCAACCACUGCCAUGUCAAGUGAACUGACCACCACCACAGCAACCACAACUUCUACAGAAGCCACCAACACCACAGCAACCACCACCACUUCAACUGAACAUACAACCACAACAGCCACCAUCAUCACUUCCAUAGAGCCCACAACCACAAAAGCUAUGACCACUUCAACUAAACCUACAAUGACAGCAACCAUUACUCCCACAGAGCCCACCACCAUAGCAACCAUUAACACUUCAAUUGAACCUACCACCGUAACUGCCACCAUCACCACAUCCACUGAACACUAUACCACUUCCACAGAAUCCACCACAGCCACCAUCAUUAUUUCCACAGAACCCCUUAGAAUAGUAACCACCACCACUCUCACAGAGCCCACCACCACAGAAACCACCACUACUUCCACAGAAUCGCCCAUGACAGCAACCAUCAUCACUACAACUGAACCUACCACUGCAACAGGAACCACCACAACUUUCAAAGACCUCACCACCACAGCAACAUUCAUUACUUCUACAGAAUCUACCACCACAGAACCCAUGACCACUUCCACAGAACCCUAUACUACUUCUACAGAACUUACCACAGGCACCAUCAUUACAUCCACAGAAUCUGCCACAAUAGCAAACACCACCUCUUCCAUGGAGCCAACCACUACAGAAACCACCACUACUUCCACACCCACCACAGCAACUAUCAUCACUACAACAGAACCCACUACAUUAUCAACCACCACCAUUUCCACUGAUAUGACCACCACAGCAAUCACUACUACCUCUUUAAUUGAACCUAUCACAACAAGAACCAACAUAACUUCCACAGAACCCACCACCAUAGCAACAAUCAACACUUCUGCAGAAUCUAUCACCACAGUAACCACCACCAUUUCCACAGAACCCACCACAACAGCAACCAUCACUCCCACAGAGCCCACUACUACAACAGCAAGCACUACUUCCUCAGAAUCCCCCAACAUGGUAGCCAUCAUCACUGCUACACAACCCAGCACAACAGCAAUCAUUACCACUUCCACUGAACCCAUCACCACAGCAACCACCACCACUUCCAUGGAACCCACCACCAGAACAUUAAUAAUUACCACUUCCACAGAACCUUAUACCACUUCUACAGAAUCUACCACAGCAACCACCAUUAUUUCCACAGAGCCCACCACUACAGCAACCACCACUACUUCUGCAGAAUCUCAAACCUCAGCAACAAUCGUCACUACUACAGAACUCACCACCAAAGCAGUCACCACCACUUUCCCUGGACCUACCAUCACAACAGGAACAUUCACAACUUCCACAGGACCCACCACCAGAGCAACCACUACCACUCUAACUGAACCCACCACCACAGAAACCAACACAACUUCUACUGAAGCCACCACCACCACAGAAAUCACCACCAAUUCAACUGAACCUGCCACCACAACAGCAGCCUUCACUUCCACAGAGCCCACCACCACAGCAACCAUCACCACUUUAACCAAACCUACCAAAAUAGGAAACACCACAAUUUUAAGAGGUACCACAAGAGCAACUAUCAUUACUUCUACAGAAUCUACUACCAUAACAACUACCAACACUUCUACAGAACUGACUGCCACAACCACCACCACCACUUUUCUAGAACCCACCAUCACAGCAACCAAGAUUACUUCCACAGAACCCAUCACUACAGCAAUCACCAUCACUGCAACUGAACCUACCACCACGACAGGAACCACCCCUACUUCCACAGGAAACACCACCAGAGCAACCAUCAUUACUUCUACAGAACCUACCACAAUAACAACCACCACCACUUCCAUAGCACCCACCACCAUAAAGGCAAUGAUCACUCCCACAGAACCCAAUGGUACACUAAUCACCACCACUUUAGCUGAAUCUACACCCACAACAGCAACCAUUAUUUCCACAGAGCCUACCACCACUUCAUCUGAACCCACCACAAUUUCCACAGAACCCACUACAACAGCAGCAAUCAUCACUUCUACAGAAUCCACCACCACAGCAACCACUGUCACUUCAACUGAAUCUACCACAACAGCAACCAUCACCACUUUCACAGAACCCACCAGCACAUCAACACCCAUCAGUUCCACUGAACCCACUACCACAGCAACCACCACCAGAACAGCAACCAUUAUCACUUCCACAGAACCCUGUAAUACCACUUCCAUAGACUCUAUCACAGCAACCACCACUACUUCUGCAGAAUCCCACACCACAGCAACAAUCAUCACUAUUACAGAACUCAUCACCACUUCCACUGAACCUACCACCACAACGGGAACCACCACAACUUCCACAGAACACACCACCAGAGAAACACUCAUCACUUCUACAGACUCCACCACCACAGCAACCAGCAAAACUUCUACUGAAGCCAACACCAUCAAUUCAACGGAACCUACCACAACAGCAACAAUCACUACUUCCACAGAACCCUAUACCACUUCCACAGAAUCCACCACAAUAGCAACCACCACCAUUUCCACAGAACCCAUCACCACAACAGCACCCAUCACUUCCACAGAGUUCACCACUACAGCAACCACCACUACCUCUGCAGAACUCCAAACCACAGCAUCGAUCUUUACCAUUGCAGAACUCACCACCAAACCAAUCAGCACUACAUUCACUGAAACUACCACUGCAACAGGAACCACCACACCUUCCACAGAACCCACCACCAGAGCAACAAUCAUCACCUCUACAGAACCCACCACUACAGCAACCACCACCACUGUAACUGAAUCCACCACCACAGCAACCACAACUUCUACUGAAGCCACUGCCACCACAGUAAGCACCACCACUUCAACUAAACCUACACCAACAACAGCAACUGUUGUUUCCACAGAAUCCCCCACCACAGCAACCAUCAUUACUACUACAGAAGCAACCAUGAGUACUUCCACUGAUUCCACCACCACAGCAACUACCAUCAGUAUUUUCACAGAGCUCACUACUGCAACAGAGCCCACCACCACCACAGCAGUAGCAGCCCAUCUCCACAGUACCUACAGCAGCUACAACUCAAAUAUAACCAGCCCUCUAUCCACCAUAGUGCCCAGUACCACUAUCCAUGUUACAGCUCCCAAACUACACCCAUCUGUAUAAAGUUUAAGAGUUCUGGGAAUUAGUUCCUGUUGUUUUUUGGUUGAAGAUGUGAGAAAUUAUUUUCCAAACUUCUCUAGCUCUUAGGAGAAAUGAACUUCAACUAUUUCAGUGGAACCAACCCUGUUCUAACCAGAACACCAAACAAAUAAAGUAUCUAAGCAAUAAUAUGCACCUAAUAUUGUCAUGAUGACUACCACCUUUGAUAUAUUUUAUUACCUACCAAUAGCUAGUAAAAUCAUUUUGUCAGAAGGAAACAGACUCCUUAUGAAAAAAAAAAGGCAUUUAUAAAAAAUCUGCUUGAAGAGAGUGGAAAGGAUUAAAUGAACCAGCAAGGGGUGUUAAGGCAUACAAAGUUUAGCCAAAGUGGAGCUUGUAGUGUGCCUCAGCUUAAUGGGGGCAAAGGAACAAAUAACAAUACCAGAGCCUGAAUCAGGGUUGGGACUGUGGAUGAAAAGCCAACCAAUAGAAUCUGUUGCUGUGAAGGGAUAUAAUUACUGCCCACAGGAGGAAGAGAGCAGUAUAGUACCCCUUCCUCUUUCCUUCUAUUUCUUUGAUCAGUGGACUCUGAUCAAGAUCUGACAGGCAAAGGAGUCCAGGUCAUAGAGUUUAUAUGGUUGUCCUCCCAGGGUAGAGGGCUAAGCAGAGAAGGGUGAAUUGUUCAUGAAGAACUAUCAGCAUAUAGUAGCCUUGUUCAGCAUUUUGAAGCCAAAUAAGUAGGCAAGGAAAAAUGUGAGUUCCUGACUUCCUGCACAGAAUGAGGAAGAGAUGGCAGUAAAAUAAAUUAUAAAAUUGUAUCAACCUUUUAUUGCCUUUCUCUUGGAAAUGCACCUAUCUAUAGGGACAGCUAAGUAGUAAAAAUACAAGUAAUACAGCAUAAUUUUAAAAGAAAUAUAAAAUAAUAAAAUUUAAAUAGAAAUAAUACAUGCAUAAAUAUAUCAAUAUAAAUAUGAAGUAAAUAUAUUUUUUAAAAUUUAACUCUCUUGAGUAUAGGAGCAGAAGCAAUGAAUAUAAAACAUGAAGCAAUACCCUAAUAAACUGAUCAUUUUACCUCCCCUCAAAUAGGUCUCAAAUUAUGUAAUCAUUUUUCAUAAUGAUGGCAUCAUUGAUUUUUGAAGUGAAAAGUCCAUUUUAUCUAUUCUAGUAAAUCUAAAUGUCUAAAUAAGACAUGAGGCAGAGUUUUAUUUAUUUUAUUAAAGUAGAACUAAAAUGAAAUUUGAUUAUAGCAGGAAAUUACUUUUCAGAGGUGCAAGCAACAAAUACGGUUACAGACUUAGUUUGGUGCUCAAUCAACCUAACAAUAUCAGGUAUAC
Molecule: messenger RNA, 7271 nt
Organism: Vicugna pacos (alpaca)
Lineage: Eukaryota; Metazoa; Chordata; Mammalia; Artiodactyla; Camelidae
Source: RefSeq, a predicted model, not a curated record